GGAGCGCCAAGGUCGGGCUUCAUAGAGCCUGAGAAAGGGCAGUGCACCGUUGUUACCGGGAACAGAAAGGAGAACCAGCUUCUGUUGUACAGCGGAGAGGAAUUAUCUAUAGAAUAAGUAUGCUAAUAUUGAAUAAGAUAGCCGGAGUUAUUUCUAAAACAUCAAAAAGGAAAAUUUGUGAAUAUAUAAGGAGUUUUAAUUUUCAUCCUGGAAAAGCAUUUCUUCAUAAACUAGUUUUGGGAAUUGAAACCAGUUGUGAUGAUACAGCAGCUGCUGUGGUGGAUGAAACUGGAAACGUUUUGGGAGAAGCAAUACAUUCCCAAACUGAAGUUCACUUGAAAACAGGUGGGAUUAUUCCUCCGGUAGCUCAACAGCUUCACAGAGAAAAUAUUCAACGAAUAGUACAAGAAGCUCUCUCUGUCAGUAAAGUCAGUCCAAGUGAACUCUCAGCAAUUGCAACUACCAUAAAACCAGGACUUGCUUUAAGCUUGGGAGUGGGCUUAUCAUUUAGCUUACAGCUGGUUGAUCAGUUGAAAAAGCCCUUUAUUCCCAUUCAUCACAUGGAAGCUCAUGCACUUACUAUUAGGCUGACAAAUAAAGUAGAAUUUCCUUUUUUAGUUCUUUUGAUUUCUGGAGGCCAUUGUCUGUUGGCAUUAGUUAGAGGAGUUACAGAUUUUCUUCUUCUUGGAAAGUCUUUGGACAUAGCACCGGGUGACAUGCUUGACAAGGUAGCAAGAAGACUUUCUUUAAUAAAACACCCAGAGUGCUCCACCAUGAGUGGUGGGAAGGCUAUAGAACAUUUGGCUAAUCAAGGAAAUAAACUGCAUUUUGAUUUCAAACCUCCCAUGCAACGUGCGAAAAAUUGCGAUUUUUCUUUUUCUGGACUUCAACAUGUUAUAGAUAAAACAAUAAUGCAAAAGGAAAAAGAGGAAGGUAUUGAGAAGGGGCAACUUCUGUCCUCAGCUGCCGACAUUGCUGCUGCAGUGCAGCACACCACAGCAUGUCACAUUGCAAAAAGAACACAUCGUGCUAUUCUGUUUUGCAAGCAGAGAAACUUGUUAUCUCAAAGUAAUGCAGUACUGGUUGUGUCUGGAGGAGUUGCAAGUAACUUAUAUAUUCGAAAAGCUCUGGAAAUUGUAACAAAUGCCACACAGUGCACUUUGUUGUGUCCUCCGCCCAGACUGUGCACUGACAAUGGUGUUAUGAUUGCAUGGAAUGGUAUUGAAAGAUUGCGUGCUGGCUUGGGCGUUUUAUACGACACAGAAGGCAUCCGUUAUGAACCAAAAUGUCCUCUAGGAAUAGAUAUAUCAAAAGAAGUUGGAGAAGCUGCCAUAAAAGUACCACGAUUAAAAAUGAAGAUUUGAUUUUUGCUUUCAAAAAUCCCUGAAGUGCAGCCCAGGAGGACAUAUGAAGACACUGAGCAAAACGGAUAGAGAAAAAAGGGGCCUUUAAAGGAUACAGUGAAGCCCAGCUUGCUUUCGUGUCACAUCUAUGUGCUGCUGUAAAAUAGGAGAAGCAGACAUACAUCAAAACUUCCAUCUACUGGGAUGAAACAGUACCCUUUGGGCAGAGACACCAUGUCAUUCUAAGCCAGAGAAUAUCAUCACCCUUUCCAGCUGCAAACCAGAGGUUCUCAAUAAGUACGGAGAGUGGUCAGUGCUGUUUGCCACA
This is a messenger RNA of Pteronotus mesoamericanus, 1671 nucleotides long. RefSeq names its product O-sialoglycoprotein endopeptidase like 1 (gene OSGEPL1). Gene Ontology annotation, cellular component: mitochondrion. The transcript is spliced from 9 exons. Bases 120 to 1364 code for a protein of 414 amino acids. The record is from RefSeq and is a predicted model, not a curated record. Gene Ontology annotation, biological process: tRNA threonylcarbamoyladenosine modification. Lineage: Eukaryota; Metazoa; Chordata; Mammalia; Chiroptera; Mormoopidae.